Dermacentor albipictus is the source of this 4783-nucleotide messenger RNA. The record is from RefSeq and is a predicted model, not a curated record. Lineage: Eukaryota; Metazoa; Arthropoda; Arachnida; Ixodida; Ixodidae.
GUCACCGAACGCGGCGCUCGGGAUUGGAGCCGUGACGUCACGACCCGUGGUUGCGUCAUGACCGCUCCCUUUCGGCUCACGGCCGCUAUAAAAGCUCGCCGGCGGCCGGUGCGCCCGGAUUUUGACGCAAGUUUGCCGACCUCUCAGACACAUUCAUGCAGGCAGCCUCGUCUUCGCUCAACGGGACAGCUCGCGAGAGAGGCCCUCUUACAGCGUACGUCGGCACCGGUCAUCUGUAACCAGCCUCCGGAUACCAGCCAUACCGUUUGCAAGCUCGUCGAGCACCGAGCACACUGCCGCACUGACCAGCAACCACCCUCGCGGUGUCUGAGCCGGAAGACCAGCCCAGCCCGAGUGCAGCUGCAAGCUCAGCGGGAUCGGAACCCAGCACGGAGCUCGAGUCUGCCUCCCAGGCUCUGGCGACAAUUGGGGCUGCACCGUCAGAAACCAUGCUGCUCCUUGAAUCACCGCAGAGCGCGGCGUUAAGUUCCACAAGCAGCCUCUUACACGCCGACUACCUCUCAUCCUCGUUCACAGCCGAGGAAUCGUUAUCGCUGAGCGAGGAGCUCAAGCUCCCCGGUCUCGAUUUAGUGGGAGCGCAGAUUCCUUCUGAGGUAUUCGGCAGCACCGUGAGAGAAGUCUCCUCUUACCAGGAGAUGUUCCAGUCGGGCUUCCCGGUGGUCAGCAGUCCUUCCCUCACCGAGCAGCCGACACCUUUGACUCCCUUGAGCAUUUCACCUGCAAACCCCUCGGCCCUGCCCAGCUUCGAGGAGACGUACUCGCCCAGGUACAGGCGGGACAUCACACACUCCGGCGUGUUUUCCUUCAAGUUCGAAGAGCUGCGCUCGGACACCGAGCUGCCGGCUGAGGCCGGUAGCCCUGAGGCCUACCAGGUGUCCGUGGGCGGCUUCUCUCCUAAGCCUCACGCGUCGACCAGCUAUCGGCCACCGUUCACGCCGCCACCUCCGCCGCCGCAGCCGAUGGCUGGCCCCUCCCAGGAGUUCUACAAGACAGAACCGCCGUCGUACCAGAGCUCAAGCUGCUAUGUGCAGUAUCAGGCUGAGCAGGAACAUGCCAAAGCCGGCUUCUCGGGCUACCUUCACCCGUCGCCACCCGUGUUCCAGAAGGGACUCGUGUUCCCGGGACCUUCAGAAAGCUCCAGCUUCAGCCUCGUUUCGGCCGGUUCCUCGUCCUCCCUCGCAUCGUUCCCGGGCGACCUGACGCCGCCACUGCCCAGCCCUGGGGGCACGUGGCCGCAGGCCCGCAAGCCGGCGCUCCUCAAGGCCGCCGCUGCCGCUACCAGCGAGCCAGGUGGACGGUUGGCCCCGCCGUCGGCCCCCGGGACGCCCCCGGCAUCGGGAUCGAGCGCGGCCUCGUCGCCCCCGCCCGCCACCCCGUCCUACCAGCUCUGUGCCGUGUGCGGCGACAACGCCGCCUGCCAGCACUACGGCGUCAGAACCUGCGAGGGCUGCAAGGGAUUCUUCAAGAGGACAGUUCAAAAAGGAGCCAAAUAUGUGUGCCUUGCUAACAGAGACUGUCCAGUCGACAAGAGGAGAAGAAACCGCUGCCAGUUCUGCAGGUUUCAGAAAUGUCUCGCUGUCGGAAUGGUCAAAGAAGUUGUGCGGACGGAUAGCCUUAAGGGACGACGGGGCAGGUUGCCUUCGAAGCCCAAGAGUCCCCAGGAGUCCCCGCCAUCGCCGCCGGUCAGCCUCAUCACGGCACUGGUCAGGGCCCACGUGGACACCUCUCCAGAUCUCGCCAACAGGGAUUACUCGUUGUGCCAGGAGAUGCCGGUCGAUGAAAGCCGCAGGACUGCAGCUGAAGUUCAGCAGUUCUACAAUUUAUUGACCUCGUCGGUUGACGUCAUCAAAACGUUCUCCGAAAAGAUUCCGGGAUUCAAUGAACUGGAGAAAAGCGACCAGGACCUUCUCUUCCAGUCUGCUAGCCUCGAGCUUUUUGCACUUCGACUGGCAUACAGGAUCAGGCAGGAAGAUGACGAGUUCACUUUCUGUAACGGCGUCGUCCUCCACCGAACCCAGUGCGAGAGGAUCUUCGGGGAAUGGUUGGCUGCCAUCUUCGAGUUCUCGAGAAGCCUGCACGCCAUGCAGAUAGACAUAUCUGCGUUCGCAUGCCUCGCAGCACUGACGCUCGUGACAGAGCGACACGGCCUCAAGGACGGUGCCAAGGUGGAGCGGCUGCAGAUGAAAAUCAUCGGGUCGCUGAGGGACCACGUGACGUACAACAGCGAGGCCCAGAAGAAGCCACACUACUUCUCGCGACUGCUGGCCAAGCUGCCGGACUUGCGCAGCCUGAGCGUACAGGGCCUGCAACGCAUCUUCUACUUGAAGCUCGAAGACCUGGUGCCCGCGCCGACGGUCAUCGAGAACAUGUUCGUCUCCAGCCUGCCGUUCUGAAGGCUGUGCGCCCGAACAUUCGCCCUCCGCACAUCGGAUCAUCCCCUCUUGUUUUGUCCCGCGUGGUUGUUGUCAAUCUGCCUUCGGUACCCUGCCGGGGCCGUCUCACAAUAAUGAUUGUGAUAGCAGUCGCGUCGUCCGUUUUUUCGUGUGUCUUGUCGAGGCGUUUCUUUGUGAUCCCACCCUCCUCACUCGCGCGCCCUUCCGGCGCUUCGUUUGUGUGUUCGUGUCCUGCACCCGGGGACUAGACCGGCGACCGCGAGAGCCACGCUCCGUAAAAGUGGCCGGCGCACGCCAUAGUCCUGUCGCUCGCGCACUCUCACCGUGGUAUGGCAUUUGUUUGCAUCGCACCCGUGAACAUUUUUAGAACUUGUGUAUUCCCCUUUGUAUGUGGCUCACUAUCACCUCUCAUGCGCUAUUUAUUUGCGUACACCCUGCGUCACCCGAGAGAGAAAGAGAGAGGCCCGCCCGGGCCCUCCAUACUUACACGAGUCGUCCGUGCUCCGCUAGACCGGCGUCCUGCCGCGCUACCGUUAGUCCCUUCGGCAGAGCCCAUUCUAGUCAGCCAGCUCGCCCUCUGUUUCGUUCGCAUUUCGAGUCAGCGUAUUCCGAGAUUGAGCGCAUGUUGAAGCUGAGCGCCCUUUCUUUUUGGGAUAUAUAUUCAUAUACGUUAUAUACACGCCGUACAUGAUAUACUGGUCCCCAAGGCGCACGUGUUGAAAAAAAUGUUUCUCGAGUCUAUUUUGCUGUUGGAUCUAGUCAAAUGUUAUGUGUGUUGCCCGGUACACAGAAGCGGACGGCCCGUAUUCCGUGUACUGUACCCUUAUUUGCUCGAUAUGCUGUACUCGCUUUCUAUUUCUUCUUGUGGUGUCCUGCCCAUUAAACGAUCGGCGGUCAGUCGGUUAGCACUUGUUGGUAAUUGGUCUCGCAGACCCACCGGAAAGGAAGAAAAAGGCAGAACGAGAGAGAAUGCCAUGGGUACUCGCUCUUGACAAGUCAUGUACAAAGAGAAGAGCCUGCCUUUCGUAUUUUUCUGUACAGCAGACGCGGCGACACGAUACACACACGAGACCCCUCACUGCCUUCCAGCAACAUUCCCCGCUACUUCGUGGCUAGACCAACUUAGUUACUGCGCUCUCGUGGAUGGCGCCCGGAGAGUAUCGAAACAUUCCACAAGCCGUUUGCUUCCUCUGUGCGCCCUUCAUUUUGCUUUCUUUCACGCUGCCUCUUCGCAAACCUGCAAUCGGCUCUCACGAUGUCAGCUUAUUUCCUCGAAUAUGUUUAGUGUUCAUUUCUUUGAGCUUGAGCGCAUAUAUGUGCAUAUAUAUACAGAUAUAAAUAAUAUACCAACGCGUGUACAUAAGAUACAUACAUCAAAACCGCCAGACAAACAGGCACGUGCUUUUGGCACCGGCAUCUUAAAGUCAAGGUUGCUCUAGUCUUUAGACAGUUUUAUUUUUAUCUGUCGACGUUUUUCACUUAGAUUGUUGUUGAAGAGUGCGGCUGUUUCGGUGUCUAGGGAACCAAUAUAUGUCGAUAGUACAAAAAGAUACGGGAGCUGCGCGCGGAAUUCCCGAGGCAAGUACACAAGACAGGUCCGGCGUCGUCCGCGCCGUGCUUGCGCCCUGCCCGGUGCUCACGCUUCAAAAGCGCCGCGGCGGUCGCGCGCGCGCGGCGCUUAACUCUAGCCUUGCCCCUGUCGUUGCCCCUCCUUGCAGACGCCAAGUCCGCCCGUAUAUAGCGUCGCGACUUGGGGCCUGGAUGGGAACGGUAACGGUACAGCGGUAACGGUAUCAAAUACCCCCAUCCUGUCCGCGCACCGCCUCGCUGGUGCGGUCCUGCGAGCACGUCCCAAGCGAAACCCGCCUCGCCUCCGCGAGCGACUCGCUCACGGCAGGUCGCACCGGCCGGGCCCACACACCGCCGGCAACACGCCAAGGGUGCCACCGAGGCGAAUAUGUGACGGGGCUCGUUCCGUUCGGCCCGUGGAGAAAGCGACCUGCAUAUGGCGUGCAGCUGGACUAGCGUUACGGGUGACCGGAUGUUCGCCCUUGGCGGGCGUCUGCGCCGGCGAGGCUCCUGGGACCGCGCCUGCGGCCCCCCAAAACCGACCAAACUUGCAUGACGUGCGGUCCCGCCGUCGUCCACCACCACCGUUCGUUCGAGUCGUUGUCCGUUCUGUUGCCGUUCGUUAGGGAGGGCAUCUGCCGGAGUACUCGUUUCCGUCACCAUCCCAGAAAUACUGUGCUGACCAGAAGACUGUAACAUGGUUCACGGUUCUCUUUGUGCUUUCAACCGCCCUUUUUAUGUUGUUGUUGUUGUUUUUCUUGAAAGACGUGAGUGAAAUACAGAAUUUGUUGCUGUUGUGA